Molecule: messenger RNA, 824 nt
Organism: Baudoinia panamericana UAMH 10762
Lineage: Eukaryota; Fungi; Ascomycota; Dothideomycetes; Mycosphaerellales; Teratosphaeriaceae
Exons: 3
Coding region: 213-650 (145 amino acids)
Source: RefSeq, a predicted model, not a curated record
GUGCCCUAAAGGUGAGCAGCUUUCUAUACAAGGUGAGCAUGUGACGACUCCCCUACUGCACCUUCAACCUCACUUCACCUGCACUGCCUUGCUCAACACCUUCAACUCAUCCUUGACCACAACUACAUCCACCUCUCCUUUGGACAAUUACGGGAAGGAACACAGAUACUUUUCACCAGACACUUCCUUCAUACUCAGCUUCAGCCGCUACCAUGCCGGGCAAAGGACCGUGGACCGAUGCCACAGACAGACAACUGCUCCUCACAAUCAUCCAUCUCACUGCCCCUCAGCUUCCCAAAUGGGAUGAGGUUGCCGGACUGAUGGGAGAGGGUUACACGGCAGAAAGUGUUCGCCAACACUUUCAAAAGCUACGCAAAGAUACCAAAGCCCAGUUCGGCGAGCCAACGACUCCGAACGGUAACCGCGCGAGUCCUGCCAAGUCAAUCGCACGCAAGCGUAAAGCGGGUUCGGAGGCCGAAGGCGACACGCCGACAGGCAAGAAGUUGACCGGCAAGGGCCGGAAGGGCAAGCACGCUGCUCAGGCGGGGUCCGAUGUCGACGCUGACGGGGAUGACGACGAGGAUCUGCGCAGCAGCCCGAGCAAGAAGGUCAAGGCGGAGGUGGGCGAUGGUGAUGAGCUCUUCAUGUGAGAGGUUGGAGUCUAGAUUUCGACGACGAAGCCGAGCCCAUGAGGUUGCACAUGGUGGACAGCGUCUUGAGCUGCCUUUCUGCGGGAAACAGAAUGGUGCAAAUCGCUAAGCAUGGAAUGCUCGAAGUUACUGCUGACAGCUCGGCACCUACACCGAUUUUCAGCUUUCAUGACA